Molecule: messenger RNA, 2022 nt
Organism: Microthlaspi erraticum
Lineage: Eukaryota; Viridiplantae; Streptophyta; Magnoliopsida; Brassicales; Brassicaceae
Source: the annotation of a GenBank genome assembly
AUGGUGAAUCUAAAAGGACACGAUCAUUCUCUAGGAAACAUUGUAAAUUUUCAUGGUUUGAAAUGCGAUGCUUGCGAUCGAUCGUUUGAUCGCGAUGGCUACCGAUGCCUUACAUGCGAUUUUCUUGUUCACAAGAAAUGUGUUUUUUUGUUCAAUACACAAGAUACAAUAUUAUCCGAGCACCCUUCCCACGUUGGACAUGGUCUUCAGCUUCUCACAACAGGGGCUCCUGCUCACACCGACCCGAAAUGCCACAUAUGCGGUAAAAACACUAAGCGACUUCUUUACCAUUGUUCCCCUUGUAAUCUCAAUUUGGACAUCGAUUGCAUGGUUGAUGCCAUGAGUUCCCGAGCCAAGCUGAAUAUGCCGUGGCACUAUCAUCCUCUACUCAUGCUUGAUGUUGGUGAUCAUCUGCUAUGUGUGCUUUGUGGUCUGCCCGGCGGAUAUGGCUACUGUUGCCCUCGUUGCAGAUUGAUGGUUCACGAGAAAUGCGCCUCCGUAUUUGACUCACCAGAGAUCACUCAUCAUUUUCAUGCCAGACACUCUCUUAAGCUUCUCACCCAAGGAGCUCCCGAUCACACAAAUCCAUUUUGUCAUGUGUGUGGAAAACAUCCUGGAAAUUUUCUUUAUCAUUGUGAUACUUGCAAGUUCAACUUGGAUAUGGUUUGUGCGAUCGAAGACCACCAUUUGCAUAAACUCACACCAGUUGCUCUUUCAAAUCUGAAGGUCCAUGAGCAUACACUCACACUCAUCCCCAAAUUGAUCUCCUUCGUUUGUGAUGCUUGUGGGACGGAAGGCGACCGUUCUCCUUAUGUUUGUCUUCAAUGCGGUCUAAUGUUCUUCCAUCAAAAAUGUGCUCGUUUGCCACGUGUCAUUCACGUCAAUCGCCAUGAUCACCGCGUUUCUUACACGCAUCCUCUGGGUCGUGGAGAAUGGAGUUGUGGGGUUUGUUUGGAUGAGAUUGAUUGGUCAUACGGAGCUUAUUCCUGCUCUGAUUGUCCUGAUUACGCUAUUCAUUCACUAUGCGCAACAAAAAAUACCGUAUGGGAUGGGAUAGAGCUUGAUGGAGUACCUGAAGAAGUCGAAGAUACUGAGCCAUUCAAGAUAAAUGAUGACAAGACAAUCACUCAUAUCGCUCAUGAACAUAACAUGAGCCUCGUCAGCAAAGAUGGUGUUGCUUUGGAAGAAAGCAUCUUAAUGUGUGGAGCAUGUGUUGGUCCCAUCGGUUCUUAUAAGACAUUCUACAACUGUUCUUCGGAUUGCGGUUUCAUCCUCCAUGAAACGUGUGCUAAUCUACCUAAGAAGAAACGACAUUUUCUAAGCCCAAGACCUCUCACUCUUUGCUACAAUAGAAAUGCUACCCACGCAACAUGCAGUGCUUGUCUUCAAAUGUGCUGCAAUGGAUUCAUGUAUACUGAUGGAGGUCGGAAAUUUGACAUACUAUGCAGUUCGAUUACUGUGCCUUUUAUCCAUGCAAGUCAUCCUCAUCCGUUACUCUACUACGGUAAAAGUUCUCAUCGUGAAUUUAAGACAUGCCAGGGUUGCCGCAUUGGUGGAAACAUUCUCCUUGGCUGUAUCAAAUGCAAUUAUUUUUUGGAUUUUAGCUGUGCCACUCUACCAUCAACGGUCAUUCCUGAGAGGUAUGGUGAUCAUCCACUUACUCUUUGCUACGGCGAGAAGGCAAGCGGCAAGUAUUGGUGUGAUAUUUGCGAAACAGAAACAAAUCCAAAGACUUGGUUCUACACCUCUGACUACGGAGCUACUUUGCAUGUCUAUUGUGUACUUGGGAAUGUCAGGUAUCCGAAACCUGGAGGAAAGAUAAAAGACGGCGUUGUGAUGGCGAUUAACAAUACAUCUUCACGACCACUUUGCAACAACUGCCAUUGCCGUUGCGCAGCUCCCUUCUUUCUUAUCAAGGGGAACGAAUUAUUUUGUUCUUAUUAUUGUUUUCAACGUAUCCAAAUGAGGGCGUCCUGGAUCAGUAGGAAUGUUAUACGUCCUCCAUGGGUAUAUGAAUCUUGA